UUACUACAUGAGUGAGAUAUGUCAUCGUGGCUUGGUGCGAUUCCACACCACAUUCUGCAAAGCCUUGCGACUUUUCAAGGCGAGGGCAAAUCCUCGUUGUUCCCAAUGCCUACUCAAAGAGAGAUAGAGGAUCCCAGUCCAGAGACCUCCGCUUUUGAGUUCAACACACCUGGAGCUAGCUAAUUCCCUCAUCCAUCUAAAAAAACAAAAAACAAAACAAAAAAAACACCAACAAAUAGACACUACAAAAAGAAGGCAGUUUUUGGACAUCUGUGGUUUUGCACCAUGGGACUGUGUUCUCAUAAUGGAUUGUUAGUGGUGUUGCUGUUUCAUCUUUGCCAGGCACAAGAUGAUGCUAUCCCCUCCCCUGACCCUGAGCUAGCCCCACCAAGCCUGGGUGAUGUGUCUGAUGCAGUGAAGGCAGACUUUGAGCAGGAAGUACAGAUCUCGACAACCGACACUGUACACGAGGCCUCAGAGCAGGUCGUAGGUGAACUCUCUCCACAGAAGACUCCAGAAGAGCAGUCACCAAUGGUAGAGACCACAGCUGAUUAUACAACAGAAGCAGCAGCUAAAGAGGAGGCAGUGGUGCUCACUGCAGGUGAACCAGAUGCUCAUUUGUUAGAAUCAACUCAAGAUAUUGAGCCUGCAGAGGAGAUUCAAGGACUGAUACCUCAGGCAUCAAUCUCAGAGCCAGAUGUGAAAUCAGUUAUAAAACCAGGAGAGUUGGUCCUUGAAGCAGUAGAUUCAGUUCAGGAACCAGUAGAAUCAGUUUUGCAAGACCCUAAGAUUGCUGAAGUGGGUGAUACAAUGACUGAGGAAAGCCAUGCAGAUGAAUCACCUGUCCAGAUGUGUCCUGAUACACAAAAAGAUAAACAAUCAGAAAGAGUAGCUGCAGAAAUGGAAGUGGUUGAAGAUGAAAAUGUAGAAGAGCCAGAACAGGGAUUCAUUGAGAAGGAAGCUCAGGUGUCUGAGAUGGAAGAGAAAACAGGAAAGGGGGAAAUAGAGAAAGUAGAGGUGAUGAUAAGUAGGGGACAAGUUAAACUACAAGGACAACAAAAAGAAGAAUCUUUGGAAAGGCAAGAUACAGAAUGGGAUAAAGAAUCAGAGCAUAGUCAAGAGGAAUGGCAGGCAGUAACAGCACAGAUGGCUCCAGAUGGUGGUGUGGUUGAUAUGGAUGAAGUAGAACAGGAAGAGGAAGAACAGGAAGUAGCGAAGACUGAAGAAGGUGUGAUUGAAGUUGAAGCAAGGAGAGAGGAGGUAGAGGCUGGAUCUGAGGCACAGCUAUGGAAGGUUUCAAGAGAGAAGGAGGUUCAUCCAGCCGACAAAACAGUACUGGAGAAAACUCAACAAGAACCAGAGGUCACCGUGGAUACAUGGGGACCAAUUAAGCUGCAGGAGCCUGUUAUUACGAAGUCAAAAGCAACAGGCGAUUUUACAGGUAAAACACAUGAGGCCAGUGAUGUAAAUGAGAUUAUCACCUCCAGAGACCCGAACAAGAACAAUCAGGGUGUACCAGUGUUGAUGAACACUGUUGAGGAGCUCCAACCAACACCAGUUCUCAAACUGAGGCUUGGAGAUACUGACGCACCAGCGGAGGAACAUGUUGACUCUACACAGACCAAAGCCACAGGGCAGGAAGCAUGGAAGAUAGGAGCCAUAGCAGCAGCUUUCUUUCUCAUUCUGCAAACUGCUGUCACCAUUGUCUACAUUCUGAAGUGCCGGCGAAAGCCAAAUAGCAGCAGUGUGGCCUCAAAGAACCUGUGUGCUGGAGGAAACGGAGGCAUGGAAUGUGAUGCAAACAACACAGAUACCACCAUUCCAAUCGAUGAACAAACUGCUGUAGAUGACCUUCCUGAGUACUCAGAGGUCCAGCAAGAGGACGUUGCUAUGACAACUUUCACACUGGAUUCCACAGAGAAGAAUUCACCCUAUGACCCCAGAACCUCUGUUGUUUAGCAUUGCUGACCUUAAGGAGUAUGACUGUAAUU
Molecule: messenger RNA, 1991 nt
Organism: Carassius auratus (goldfish)
Lineage: Eukaryota; Metazoa; Chordata; Actinopteri; Cypriniformes; Cyprinidae
Product: golgin subfamily A member 6-like protein 6
Exons: 7
Coding region: 286-1959 (557 amino acids)
Source: RefSeq, a predicted model, not a curated record